AAAAGGAACACACUGACAGUUGCAGUAUGCUGUGGUUGUGUUCUUCAUAGGAAAAGAGAAGUGCCAUGGAGGAAUUUCAGGUGAUCGUCCAUACCUUACCAGCCCCCACCUCUGGAACAUACAGCAUCCUACGGCUCACUCUGAUUGGCUCAGAGGGUGGCGAAACCCCACCCAUCUCAGUGAAUGCUGGGGCCAACCAGCACCACCUCCUACCUGGAUCAGCCUGUGUGGUCAGAGUGUGGUCAGAGGUGGCACUGGGUCGAGUAGUUCUGGUCCGGCUACGGUUGGAGGCUCGGACGGGUUUCCCGGACCUGGACUGGCACUGCAGGGGGGUGGAGGUCCGGAGGCUGUGUGACAGACAGGAGGAAGGGGCGGGGCUACAGCACCAAGAGGCAGAGCACUUCCCUUGUAGCAGGUGGCUCCGGUCUGUAGAUGGUGACGUGGAGCUACGGAAUGGAGACAUGUGUCUGUUGAACUCAGAGACUGUGCAAACACUGAAGGACCACAGACUCAAAGAUCUGCACACUAAACAGCAGCACAUCAGGUGGCGUACGUUUGCUGAGGGUGUCCCUCACUGUGUGGACAUGACCAGUCUGAAGGAACUGGGACCCAACCUCAGCUACACACGCCAAAGCCCAGGCAUCAAUCUGCAGUAUCUAAGGGGUUUUACUGAGAGAGCUGAAUCCUGGAGUAGCUUUACUGAGCUGAAGACCAUGUUCAGCCACAAUGGGAGCCAGAAUACUGUCGCUAAGUAUGUGCAGGCCCAUUGGGCUGAGGACUGGUUCUUUGGCUACCAGUGUUUGAACGGCUGUAACCCUCUCAUGGUGCGACAGACACGCCUCCUCCCUCCCAACCUGUCAAUCAACUCUGACAUUCUCUGCCCCUUCCUGCCUGACGGAUCCUCACUGGAACAGGAGCUAGAGAGAGGGUCUAUUUUCCUGCUGGACUACGAGAUGUUGGAAGGUGUCCCGGCCAACGUGAUCAAUGGGAAGCAGCAGUUUCUCGCCGCCCCGCUAGUCCUUCUGCACCUCAACCAGGAGGGGGAGCUCAAACCCAUCGCCAUCCAACUGCAGCAGGCCCCUGGUCCUCAGAACCCAGUGUUCCUGCCCUCUGACCCUGGCCCUGAUUGGCUGUUGGCUAAGACCUGGGUGCGCUGCUCAGACUUCCAAUGCCACCAGCUUUCCUCACACUUUCUCAGAACCCACCUGCUGGGAGAGGUGUGUUGCACUGCCACCCUCAGGCAGCUGCCAGAAGUACACCCUCUACACCAGUUGUUGAUGCCUCACAUAAAAACCACACUACAGAUCAACAUCCAAGCCAGGGCCUCUCUACUGGCUGCCAACGGAGUGUUUGACAAGGCCGUAGGCUGUGGUCUGGAGGCAUUGCCUGUACUGUUGUCUCGAGCCACAGAGCGUCUGCGUUACCGCUCCCUGUGUGUCCCUGACGACCUGGCAGACAGAGGGAUACACACACUCAAACACUGCUACUAUGCACAUGACGCACUGCGAGUGUGGACCGCACUGCACAGAUUUGUGAGUGGCUGGGUGGAUGUGUAUUACCUUGGAGACCAGGAUGUGGAGCAGGACUCUGAGCUGCAGAGCUGGAUCACUGAGAUCUACACGCAUGGCUUCCUACAGCUCCCUCACUCAGGUUGCCCACAGUCAUUCCAAACCAAACCAGAACUCUCUCAGUUUGUUACUAUGGUUAUAUACUGCUGCUCUGCGCUGCACGCUGCUGUCAACUUCUCUCAGGUGGAUUUUGACUUGUGGAUGCCCAACUGCCCAGGCUCCAUGACGCACCCCCCUCCCCAGACCAAAGGCAUGUUGACGGAAGACGAGAUUCUCUCCAUCCUUCCGGACGUCAACUCCACCUGCAACCUCCUCAUCACUCUGUUCCUACUGUCCCAGCCCGCUGCCGACUACGUGCCUCUGUGUCAGUAUCGUGAGCCUGUGUUCAGCAGUGGCGCUCCCCGCAGGCUGGUGGAAAAGGUGCAGGCCGAGCUCAGGGCCAUUUCUGAUGAGAUCACAGACAGGAACAAGAAGUUGGAGCUGCCCUACGACUACAUGUCCCCCGACCGCAUCGAGAACAGUGUGGCCAUCUGAGCUGCUGUGAAUACACCCACACAGACACGCAUGCACACACGUUAUGUUCUACCCUCGUAGGGAGCUAAAAUUAAUUUCCCUUCAAAGUCCUAUUUUCCCUAUCCCUCAACUUAAAAUAGCCUUUUAUCCUCGUGAUUUUAGGUCCCCACAAGGAUAGAAGUACCAACCAAUCCACACAUGCAUGCACACGCGGACAAGUAGACACAAAGACCCCAAGGUGCGCGUGCACACACACACACACACACACACACACACACACACACACACACACACACACAUACACACACACACACACACUUCCAGCCACAUGCACAAACAUAAACAACAGCUUAAGGUUAAAAAAGUGUUAAAACCUGCUGUAUAAUGAUUGAACUCUAUGAACCACAAUGUUUCUUCAGUUUCUAUGAAUCACGCUUUGAAGGUGUUAGUGCUGCACCAGGAAUCAACAACAACAGCAGAAAAUAAUACCGGCUGCAUCUCAAUAGUAUAUAGUGGCCUCCUCUCCUAUUAUCCUGUCCUUUUCUCCUCCAUCCUUGCUGAGCGAGAGAUUGACCAGGAUUUAGCUUCCACCUGUCAUGUUUUAAAAUUAUUUCUUUAACAUGUCUCCUCCCCUUCAUCUACACUGAUUGAAGUGAAUUUAAGAAGUGACAUCAAUAAAAGAUGAUAGUUUUCACCUGGA
Messenger RNA from Oncorhynchus masou masou (cherry salmon), 2781 nucleotides. RefSeq lists its product as uncharacterized. Lineage: Eukaryota; Metazoa; Chordata; Actinopteri; Salmoniformes; Salmonidae. Bases 66 to 2102 code for a protein of 678 amino acids. The record is from RefSeq and is a predicted model, not a curated record. Gene Ontology annotation, molecular function: protein binding; oxidoreductase activity, acting on single donors with incorporation of molecular oxygen, incorporation of two atoms of oxygen; iron ion binding. Gene Ontology annotation, biological process: arachidonate metabolic process; hepoxilin biosynthetic process; linoleic acid metabolic process. The transcript is spliced from 15 exons.